GAUGCUUGACGUGUGUUGAUCCCGUAGGAGAUGGACAUUGAUGAAAUCCUGAAGAGAGCCGAGACCAGAGAGAACGACCCUGGGCCGUCGACUGUAGGAGAAGAGCUCCUCUCACAGUUCAAGGUGGCAAACUUCUCCAUGAUGGAGGAGGAGGAGAUCGACAUGGACACGGAGAGGAACGUUAAGAACUGGGAUGACAUCAUCCCAGAGGAGCAGCGGAGGAGACUUGAGGAAGAGGAGAGACAGAAAGAGCUCGCGGAGAUCUAUUUACUGCCCCGCAUGAGGAAAUGUGCUAAACAGGCCAACUUUAAUGGCAACGAGGGCAGACGCAGCCGGAACAGGCGAUACUCGGGUUCAGACAGCGACUCGGUCUCCGACAGGAAGAGGCCCAAGAAACGAGGAAGACCUCGAACCAUUCCAAGAGAGAACAUUAAAGGUUUCACUGAUGCUGAGAUACGCAGAUUUAUCAAAAGUUACAAAAAAUUUGGUGGGCCUUUAGAAAGGCUGGAUGCCAUCGCUCGGGAUGCGGAGUUGGUGGAUAAAUCUGAGAAUGACCUGCGGCGGCUGGCAGAGACCGUACACAACGGCUGUAUGAGAACGCUACGGGAGAACCCCUGUGGACCUGAACGAACCUCAGGAGGCAGGCGAGGGAAGGUGAAGGGACCCACCUUCAGGAUCUCAGGGGUUCAAGUCAAUGCUAAACUGGUGAUCUCUCAUGAGGAGGAGCUGGCACCAUUACACAAGGCCAUUCCUUCUGACCCAGAGGAGAGGAAGAGGUAUAUAAUCCCAUGCCACUCAAAGGCAGCUCAUUUUGACAUUGAGUGGGGUAAAGAGGACGACUCCAGUCUGCUUAUUGGGAUCUAUGAGUACGGAUAUGGCAGCUGGGAGAUGAUCAAGAUGGACCCAGACCUCAACCUCACGCAUAAGCUCCUUCCAGAUGAUCCUGACAAGAAGCCACAGGCCAAACAGCUGCAGACACGAGCUGACUACCUCAUCAAAUUACUGAGCAAAGACCUCGCCAAGAAGGAAGCGCAGAAACAGGCCGGCACUGCAAAUUCACGCAAGAGAAAACCACGGGGCAAGAAGAAUAAAGCUGUAAAACCGAAGAUGGAUGAUGUGACGAACAGUCUGUCCUCUGCGCCGCCGUCGGAUAAGAGCUCUGAAGAAGAGGAUGAGAAGGAGGAAGAGGAGAAGGAAACUGCUCCAGUGAAGCCGGCCAACAGAAGAGCGCGCGUGCCAGAGCGGGCAGUGAAGGAGGAGGAAGAGGAGGAGGAGGAGGAGGAAGAGGAGGAGGAGGAGGAGGAGGAGGAAGAGUCCGACGAGGACGAGUUUGAGGAUAAAGAGCCAGUUGAGAAGGACGUAACCGAGAAAGUGGUUAAAAAAGAGAUUAAGAAGGAGAAGAAAGAGGAGGGCCGUGACAGCAAAGAGAGGGAACCAAAGGAGAAGGAGAAGGAGAUAAAGCCUGAACCUGUGCACAGAGAGGACGAGACUCCUGCAGAGAAGGCUGUAGAGGUGAAGGCAGAAGUGCGGGAGAAGAAGGCCGACACCCCCGUGCACACGCCCUCAGGAGGAGAUGCCAUUCAUCUGUCUGAGGAGUCUGAAGAACUGGACCAGAAAACCUUCAGUGUGUGUAAGGAGCGGAUGAGGCCCGUGAAGGCAGCACUGAAGCAGCUGGACCGUCCAGAGAAGGGUCUGUCUGAGCGAGAGCAGCUGGAACACACGCGGCAGUGCCUGAUCAAAAUAGGAGAUCACAUCACCGAGUGUCUGAGAGAGUACACCAACCCCGAACAGAUCAAGCAGUGGAGGAAAAAUCUGUGGAUAUUUGUUUCGAAAUUCACUGAGUUUGAUGCCAGGAAACUGCAUAAACUGUAUAAGCACGCCAUUAAGAAACGGCAGGAAAAUGCUCAGGCAGUGGAACAGAACACUAGCACUGUAAAUACACAAAGCUUUAAACACGCAGAUGUCGAGCGCAUCAAGGAGUCGCAGCAGGACGACAGCAGCAGAGACAGCUACAGCUCUGACAGACACCACUCGUCCCGCUACCAUGAGCACAGCAAAGAGCGCCACCCUGCAGACCUGUACCGCAAGAGCUCGGACUCCCGCAAGAGGCCCUACUCCUCCUUCAGCAACGGCAAAGACCACCGCGAGCGGGAGCCGUACGCAGACAGAGCAGAGCGGCAGGACAGCAGAUACUACAGCGACAGCAAGCACCGGAAGCUGGACGAGCACCGCUCCAGCCGAGAGCACCGAUCCGAGAGCAACUCCAAGGACCGAACGCACUCCGACCACCGCUUCCACUCUGAGCACCGGCCCGGCUCCGACUACACGCAUCACAAAUCCUCCCGGGAGUACCGCUACCACUCGGACUGGCAGACGGAGCACCGGAGCGGCCCGCGCUCGCCCCGGGACCAGCGCUCGCCCUUCGAGUACUCGUCCGACCACAAGAGCACACCCGAACAGGUCUGGAGCGGCCGCAAGACAUAGCGCUCUCAACACAGCGUUCCUGAUCAGCCAUACACACACUCACACACACUCACACACACACACAGGAAAUGCCUUAGGGGACUGUUGGCCGCUGGGACUCUGGGAGUGCCGCCCUUUCCUACUCACCUCGGAGGACAUACAGAUUUACACUUAUUUUUGUAUUUAAGAGUUGGCUGCAUUCUUUCGUAGGUGCUGCAGAGUAAUUUUUUUUAAUUAUUAUUUUUAUAAAUUGACUACUUUCCUUUUUUGUUUUUGUUUGUUUUUACUUUGAAACAGACGAGUCCAUGUUUCACUCUCGUGUGCGACACUGGAUCCCGACACACACCCGUAAAUGACCGCAGCUUAUUUAAGAAGUGUUGAGUGAACGGACGCCACACCGGCGUGUCGUCUUUAUCAAGGGUUUCUGUUCUGAAGGACUGGGGUUCACCUUCCAAAGUACCUCGUUUACAGUGUUUUGUGACCAUUUUGCCAAUUUUUAUCUGUAAUUUUUCUUUCCAUCAUGCUUGAAUUAUUUAAAUCUGUCUCGGCUGUAAAAUAAUCUGGACUAUUUUUAGUGCGCAUCAGAUAAUGUCACUUUUUCACAUUGUACUACUGUAAAUUAUUGUAUAAAGUAAAUCAAAUGGGCUUUUCUCAG
Molecule: messenger RNA, 3118 nt
Organism: Rhinichthys klamathensis goyatoka
Lineage: Eukaryota; Metazoa; Chordata; Actinopteri; Cypriniformes; Leuciscidae
Product: chromodomain-helicase-DNA-binding protein 1-like
Exons: 16
Coding region: 31-2484 (817 amino acids)
Source: RefSeq, a predicted model, not a curated record